AUGCCGAGUGCUUCAUCGCCCAUCACAUUUCCUGCCAGCUCCUCACCACCCGCAGGGAAGCGCGCGCGCCCAGCAGCGGCCGACCCGACAAAAUCCAAGCCGAAGGUCAAGAGCGGAUUUCUGCUUGACGAUGAUUCUGAUUCCGACAAUGACGCCCAGCAGCCACCAUUGAAGAAGCAGAUCCUUGACUUUGGAUCGCGCAGUCAACGACCAGCCCCUGUUACACUCACCCCUGACGAAGAGAUUCUCGAGCCAUCAGCGCCGGCACCCGCGAAACAGAACAACAGCGCUCCCACAGAAACAGAGCCUCCUCGCGCCGAACCGCCUCGAAGCCUUGCAUCUACAUUGUUGAGUUCUACACCGUCGAUUUUCAAGAGCGGGCGAACCUUCAAAGUAACGACUUGCACCGGCGCCUCUACAACGAUCAAGCAGCGGAAGCCGACUACCAACACUUCAUACGAGAACAUCGUUGCUGCGAGAUCUAAGACGAAGGAAGGGAGGGCGAGGCGCGCAUACUAUGGUAUCGAUAUCAAUGAGCUCAUCGACAAGGCCAAGAAAGAGGCCGCGGAAAAGCCCAAGCCGCAAAGGAAAGAGAACGAUGUACCUGUUCGGUCAGUGGAGGAGCCAGUGGUCGGCAAGCUUCAGAAGAAGACUUUGCUCUGGACCGAGAAGUACAGAGCCAAGAACUUCCUCGAUCUUUGCGGUGACGAUGGCACCAACCGCAUGGUCCUGCGCUGGCUCAAGCGAUGGGAUCCUAUCGUCUUCCCUGGUAUCGCAAAGAAGGCGCCCAUCUCGAGACGGCCAGGCGCGAAGCAGGGUCAGCAGGAGGAGGAAAAGCCACACAAGAAGAUUCUCAUGUUGACGGGCCCCCCCGGUCUUGGAAAGACAACGCUGGCGCAUGUGUGCGCGCGGCAAGCAGGAUACGAUGUGAUGGAGAUCAAUGCCAGUGACGACCGAAGCAAAGACGUCGUCAAGAACCGCAUCCGGACCUCCCUAGGAACCGAAAGUGUCAAGACGGUCGAGAACGUCAAGACCAAGGAUGGUGAGCAGCAGCAAAAGGUUGCAAAACCGGCUUGCGUGGUUGUCGAUGAGGUGGACGGUGUAGUCGGCGGAGCUGGAGCUUCAGGAGAGGGAGGAUUCGUCAAAGCCCUCAUCGAUCUCGUGUUGUUGGACCAGAAGAACGGCUCAGGAAUUGUGAACAACAACCGCAAGAAGAAGAAGGGCGACGACUUUCGUUUGAUGAGACCGCUUAUUCUCAUCUGCAACGACGUCUACGCUCCGGCACUGAGACCUCUCCGACAGUCAGGUAUGGCUGAGAUUAUCCAUGUUGGAAAACCCACCAUCGAUGCUGUUGUCACGCGGUUGAAGGCGGUCUUCGACAAGGAGGGCGUUCCCUGUGAGAAAGAUGCUGCUCGCAAGAUCUGCGAGGCCGCUUGGGGUAUGACAAGUGGUAUUGAUGCGAAACGAGGAGCCGAGAGCGGAGCCGAAGGCGAUCUUCGUGGCGUAAUGGUUGUUGGUGAGUGGGUUGCUGGACGUUUCAAGGCUGCUGCGAGCUUCAACGACAAGUUGACAAGGCAAUGGCUUGAGAAGAACGUUAUGCACGAUCUUACCAACGGCGCCGGCGGAGCAAGGGGUCUUGGACGAGGAAGCACGAAAGACAUCGUGUCACGCAUCUUUCAGGAAGGUGGCGGCUUCCCGAAACAAGCUUUGGACAGCACAUCGCAUCUCAAGCACAAGCAUGAGCAGCCCAAGGCUCAGCUGGGUUUUGCCGAGUACCACAAGAAGAACGCCAUGGAACGUUUGCGACACAUGGUUGACACCAGCGGCGAAGUCGAUCGUAUUAUGACUGACAUCUUCCUCGAAUACCCCAACCGCGAAUUCAACGACGACUCGUUCUUGUCCAAGCCCAACGAAGCUUACGAUUGGAUGCACUUUCUGGACACUUGCUCGUCAAGAACCUUUUUCAGCCAGGACUGGGAGCUGGCGCCAUAUCUAAGCCAGCCUAUUCUUGCCUGCCACUCUCUCUUUGCCUCGUCGAAAAAGUAUCAAGUCAACAUGGGCUACGACAAGAAGUGGGGUGCAGAUGCGCAGGAGAACGACGAGCCACCCGUGCCAUUUUCUGGUCCUCAAGCGGACUAUGCUGCCCACCAAGCAUUGAAGGAGAACAAGUCUAUGCUACAGGCCAUUCAGGCACAGCUCACUCCCACGUUGGGGAGGUCGUUCCGAAGCCCGGAAGAUGUCGCGACAGACUUCUUACCGUAUCUUGUUCGCAUGGUAUCACCAGACGUCAAGCCUGUCGUGAUUGGCGGCAGCGGCACGAGCACAGCAAGUGUACGAAAGGAUACCGAGAAGGCCAUGGUCAAACGCGCCGCGGAGAUCAUGGCGGAGGUCGGUAUCGAAAUGCAAAAGGGCAAGAUUGAGACGGAUUGCUUGGUGAACAGGGGGCCUCAGUGGGUGUACCGCAUGGAGCCUGACCUUGACGCACUUGCGAUAUACGAAACAGCAGGAGGCCUUCUCCUCUCCAGCUCCGCCCCAACACGCUACGCCGUCCGCCAAUGCCUCGAUCAAGAACUCCAAAAGACCGUCAUUCUCCGCGAGGCGGCCGCGCGACAGGCGCGCUUCAAAGCGGGCAACCCCAUGGGACUUGAGGAGGCCCCUGUGCAGGUGGACAAGGAGAACAUCAUUAAAGAGCAGGAGAAGGCUCUCGAGAAGAGCGUGAAGAAGGACUUUUUCGGGAGGAUCAUCCCGACGCGGCCUCUGGGUGAAGUGGAUCCGAACGGGACCAAGAGGAAGAAGCAGAGGGAGGAGACGAAGGAGGAUAUCAAGGUCUGGGUAACGUACCAUGAAGGAUUGAAUAAUGCGGUCAGGAAAUCUAUCUCUUUCGGGGAGUUUAUGAAGGGGUUGUAG
Messenger RNA from Colletotrichum chrysophilum, 2907 nucleotides. RefSeq lists its product as uncharacterized. Gene Ontology annotation, cellular component: nucleus. The record is from RefSeq and is a predicted model, not a curated record. The transcript is spliced from 2 exons. The coding region runs from base 1 to 2907 and encodes 968 amino acids. NCBI's taxonomy places the organism in Eukaryota, Fungi, Ascomycota, Sordariomycetes, Glomerellales, Glomerellaceae. Gene Ontology annotation, molecular function: DNA binding; ATP binding; ATP hydrolysis activity.